Hipposideros armiger (great roundleaf bat) is the source of this 1272-nucleotide messenger RNA. RefSeq names its product coiled-coil domain containing 42 (gene CCDC42). The record is from RefSeq and is a predicted model, not a curated record. Bases 234 to 1184 code for a protein of 316 amino acids. The transcript has 7 exons. Gene Ontology annotation, biological process: spermatid development. Lineage: Eukaryota; Metazoa; Chordata; Mammalia; Chiroptera; Hipposideridae.
GUUGCUAGGUAACCAGCUCUCACCUCCCCAACACAUUAUCCUGAGGUGCUGAUUCUUUGCCUCCAGCCAUCUUUCCUAGAGUCUCUCAGACACACCCUCUGUGGACCCUGAAAAGCAAGAGGAAGCGAUAAGAGAGAGCCCAACCACCACCCCUGAGCCACCUGUGGCUCUACCACCCACUGUUUCACUGUAAAGUGUCAGCUGCCUGGGCCAUUAAUUAGGUCACUGCCACCAUGAGCCUGGGUAUCAUGGAGGAGGAAGAUUUGGCUGAGUACUUCCGGCUGCAGUAUGGGGAGCGGCUGCUACAACUGCUGCAGAAAUUCCCCAACAUUGAGGAGCAGCCAGAGUCCCCAUCCAUCCGGCUACUGGAGAAGAGAAAGGAGGUCAAGGUCAUGCACCAUGCUAUGCUGCAGAAGAAGGAGACAUUUCAGCGCAGAAUGGAAACCCUGAACCUGCGCUGGGAGGAACUGGGCAUCAAGGAGGCCCAGCUGAAGGCCCACAUUCAGAAGUUUGAGCAAUUCAUCCAGGAGAACGACCAGAAACGAAUCCGAGCCCUGAAGAAAGCCAACAAGGAGCGAGAACUCAAGAGGCAGCGCAUGCAGGAGCUGGCCAAGGCCAAGCAGGAGAUGGCGGCCCUGAAGCUGGAGCACCAGCGGCUGAGCAGCAAGCUGCAGGACUACUCCAUCUUCAACAAGUACCUGGAGAAGGUGGUGGAGAACUCCGAGUUCGAAGAGAUCCACGAGGUGAUGGCACGCUACAAGACUCUGGUGAGCAUGCACUAUGACCUCAUGCAGUCAGCACAGGAGGGCCAGGAGAAGAUCGAGCGUGCCAAGGCGCGGCUGGCGCACUACAUGGAGGAGAAGGACGAUGAGAUCCUGCAGCACAACAACGAGCUUGCGCGUCUGCAGAUGCGCUUAGACCGCGCCCGCAGUGAUGUCAUCAUCUGGGAAUCUCGCUGGGCACACAUCCAGAACACCGCUGCCAAGAAGACCCUCUUGCUUGGCACCAUUAAGAUGGCAACACUGAACCUCUUCCAGAUUGUGAGCAAGCAGCUGAAGGAGACGACAUAUGUGUCCCUGGAGGACACUCACACACAGCUGGACAUGAUCCAGCAGUUUAUCCAGGACCUGUCGUACCUCUGGGCAGAGGUGAAGAAGAAGGACCAACAGCAGAUCCGGUUUUAAGGAGCAGCUGAUUCCAUAAUGUUCUGAGACAGAGACAAAGAGAAUAAGUUCCUGGUGAACUUGCAGUCCAAUUAGGCAAGUCGAGCCC